Telopea speciosissima is the source of this 1324-nucleotide messenger RNA. RefSeq names its product patatin-like protein 2. Lineage: Eukaryota; Viridiplantae; Streptophyta; Magnoliopsida; Proteales; Proteaceae. The record is from RefSeq and is a predicted model, not a curated record. The transcript has 7 exons. Gene Ontology annotation, molecular function: glycerophospholipase activity; monoacylglycerol lipase activity. The coding region runs from base 25 to 1221 and encodes 398 amino acids. Gene Ontology annotation, biological process: lipid metabolic process.
UCUCUCUCUCUCUGGUUCUUCAUCAUGGAAAGAACGCUGUCAAGCUUACGGCCCCCAACAUAUGGAAAACUAAUCACCAUUCUCAGUAUCGAUGGUGGUGGAAUAAGAGGGAUCAUCCCUGGCAUUAUUCUUGGUUUCUUGGAGUCCCAACUGCAGGUUCUGGAUGGUGAGGAUGCAAGACUUGCAGACUAUUUUGAUGUUAUUGCAGGAACUAGUACAGGUGGUUUAGUGACUGCCAUGUUAACUACACCCAAUGAGAAGAAACGUCCUCUAUUUUCUGCCAAAGAUAUCAAGGACUUCUACAUGGAAAACUGCCCUAAAAUAUUUCCACAAAUGAGCUGCCCAUUUGCUCCUAUUGCAAAGAUGAUCAAAACAAUGACAGGACCAAAAUAUGAUGGCAAGUCUCUUCAUAAUAUUGUCAAAGAAAAACUAGGAACCACACAAUUACAUCAAACACUUACUAAUGUGGUUAUCCCUACAUUUGACAUCAAACAAAUGCAACCAGCCAUCUUCUCCACUUAUGAGGUGAAGAACACACCAUCUUUGGAUGCUUUACUCUCAGACAUCUGCAUCAGUACCUCAGCAGCACCAACUUAUCUUCCUGCCCAUUACUUUAAAACUGUAAAUUCUGAUGGGAGUGAGAGAAGAUUCAACCUCAUUGAUGGUGGUGUGGCUGCUAAUAAUCCGGCUUUGGUGGCUAUGGGUGAAAUAACAAGGGAGGUUCUUAGUGGAAAUCCUGAUUUCUUCCUCAUAAAACCAAUGGAUUAUGCAAGAUUUCUGGUCAUAUCUUUAGGGACUGGUACAGCAAAGACUGAAGAGAAAUAUAAUGCUAAUGAUUCUGCUAAGUGGGGCAUUUUGGGGUGGUUGACCAAUGGUGGCUCAACUCCAUUAGUGGACGUGUUUACUAACUCGAGUGGAGACAUGGUGGACUAUCACAUUUCUGUGGUUUUUAAAGCUCUUAACUGUGAAGAUAACUACAUUCGAAUUCAGGAUGAUACACUUGGAGGGACAGUAUCUUCGGUCGAUGUAGCUACCAAAGAGAACUUGGAGGAUCUAGUGAAAGUUGGAGAAAGUUUGUUAAAGAAACAAGUUUCAAGGGUGAACUUGCAGACGGGUCUCUCUGAACCAGUCAAAGGUCAAGGAACUAAUGAAGAAGCUCUCAUCCAGUAUAAACCAAAUCUGCCUCUGCUUCUUAAUAAUAGAUUAUUAAGUUCUUAUUAAGUUCUUGCUUUUGUAGUAAUGUUGUUGGGUGACAAAUCUGUUCUAAUAUUUGCAGGUUUGCAAAACUACUCUCACAAGAGAAGAGAGAACGAGACAUUAGAUC